CGUAGUCGCCGUAGUACGGUAGUACUACAUCGCUCUCUCCACAUUGUUUCGGUUGCUCUUUCUCGAUCUCGCAUCUGCUAUCAGUUAAUCGACGAGUUAACGGUGCAAUCGUUCUGUCGUGCUCGUCACUACUACCAAUUUGCAGUCCGUUCGCCGCCUUUGAUCCUCCGGCAGCGUAGUGUCGACGUGCGACGGAGAGCUACGCAUCGCAUCGCCGACAACGAACAUGACACUCUACCGGUCACUUGGUCGUGUCCUGCUGCUGUCUUCGAGGAGACGUCUGGGAGACCUCCGCUGCAACUCCCUGAGAACCAUGGGCGACUCCCAAAACUACUCUUAUGAGACGCUGCUCGUUUCCAAGCCUGCUGAGAACGUCUUUCAGGUCGAGAUGAACAGACCCGACAAACUGAACGCCAUGAAUGCGGCCUUCUGGGCGGAACUUCCGGCAUGCUUUCAGCAGCUACAGAAUGACCAGAACUGCCGUGUCGUCAUUGUCAGUGGUUCCGGAAGAAUCUUCACGGCUGGUCUGGACCUGGCUUGCAUGGCAAGCACAUUUGCGGCACAGUCGUCCGGCGACGAGGAACCCGAUGUGGCCAGGAAGGCACGGCACCUCCACGGGCUGAUCACCAAGUAUCAAGAGACCUUCACUUCCAUAGAAAAGUGUACCAAGCCCGUGAUUGCAGCCGUUCACAAUGCUUGCAUCGGUGGCGGAGUCGACAUGAUCACGGCUUGCGACAUCCGCUACUGCACCAGCGACGCCUAUUUUCAAGUCAAGGAAGUCGACCUUGGCUUGGCUGCGGAUGUGGGCACGCUGCAGAGGCUUCCGCGCGUCAUUGGCAAUGCCAGCCUUGUCAACGAGCUCGUCUUCACGGCUCGCAAGAUGGAGGCUGCGGAGGCUCACCAGGCGGGUCUGGUGAGCCGAGUGUUUCCGGACAAGGCCCAGAUGAUGGCUGCGGCUCUGGAUUUGGCCAAGCAGAUUGCUUCCAAGAGUCCAGUGGCCGUACAGGGCAGCAAAGUGCACCUCGUCUACUCCAGGGACCACGGCGUCGACGAGGGUCUUCGCUACAUGGCAUGCUGGAAUAUGUGUAUGCUGCAAUCAGAGGACCUGAUGAAGUCUGCCAUGGCACUGAUGGCCAAGGAAAAAGAACCACCCAAGUUUUCCAAUUUGUGAAAUGGUUAAUGUGAUAUUGUUAUGUAUGAUAUUUUUUUUACGUCCAGAAUGUGCCUUACAAAGCAUUUUAGGGGGUUUCCUACGUUUGCGUCACAAGAAAAAUGUUUUAUAAACCAA
Rhipicephalus sanguineus (brown dog tick) is the source of this 1288-nucleotide messenger RNA. RefSeq names its product delta(3,5)-Delta(2,4)-dienoyl-CoA isomerase, mitochondrial. Gene Ontology annotation, cellular component: mitochondrion. The record is from RefSeq and is a predicted model, not a curated record. Gene Ontology annotation, molecular function: delta(3,5)-delta(2,4)-dienoyl-CoA isomerase activity. The coding region runs from base 227 to 1171 and encodes 314 amino acids. The transcript is spliced from 8 exons. NCBI's taxonomy places the organism in Eukaryota, Metazoa, Arthropoda, Arachnida, Ixodida, Ixodidae.